AUGAAAAUGAAAGCUGGGGGCCACCAGCUGAAAUCUGCACUGCUUAUUUUGAUCUUGAAUUUAUGUUUUUACGCGAGUUACCAGCUGACUGAACUACAGAUAUGUAAGCUCUGCACCGGGACGGUCCUCAAUAACACCGAGGUGGGCCAGUUCUGCUCCUCAUCCGCUGGUCGGAUAGAAGGACGCUGCUGUUUGAGAAAUGACAACACAAGCGACCCUGAACACAUCAUCGGGUUGGAUCUGUCCAAUUGUUCACUAACUCAUGUGGAUGAUCUUCAGGAAGCAUCAACAGCAGUAAUGAUAGACCUCUCACUCAAUUCAAUUGUCAACAUCAGUGACUUGGUAUUUCAAGGAUUUAUUGAGUUACAUUACGUGAUUUUGCCAGCAGACAUAGUUUGUCCAGGAGGCAACACAUCCUGGGAAAAGGAGGAUGUCAAAAAGGGAAAUCGUUUUUGUGAAGGCCAGAAAAAUAUGUGCAACCAGACUGGACAGCUGUCCAUUAACUGUCCGGAGAACUCCCUCUGCGGCCCCUACGGCCCCGGCUUCUUUGAGUGCAGCUGUGCUGACAACUACCACGGAUACAAGUGUCUUCGAGAGGGGGAGUUCCCAUUCCUCCAGGUGUUUGGGCCUCUCGGAGCAUCCACAGUGGUGAUCUCUGUCCUGCUGUGGGUCACCCAGAGACGGAAGGUCAAACCACUCUGAGGCUGAACUGCAUUCGACUGGCUUUUAUCUUUAUCUGCAAUGAUCUACUGAGCUGAAACUGACUGUUCUGAAAGGGAAAAUGCUGACACAAAGUCUGAGGUGACCCCAGGCUUCUUUAAAUAUUUUAUGACUUUUACACCUUUGUGGGGCAGCUAUGUUUUAUUUAGGGAGAAUUUAAGACUGACAUUUGACUUUUACAGCAUAAUCCCAGUAAUUUUAGAGAAAGGAUUUGAAAACAUAUUGCUCUAAGUUUUAAAUUAAUUAGUUUUUUUUCUCAAUAAUGACCACUUUUAACACUGAAGUUGUAAUGUUGACUGACACAAGGUUUUAAUUAAGGUAAUAGGUUGUGUUAAACAAAAUCCUACUUGCUGUUAACUGUGCCAAACACAUAAUGAAUGUGUGUGAGCUUGCACAACAAUGGAACUACAUGUCUUGAAGCAUGUUUGAGAGUAUUUGUAGAUUUUUAUCAAAUUUGAGCAAAAAAUUAUUGCAUGUUGAACAUGUACUUUACAGAGCGCAAAAAACCAAGUCGGCUUCAGUAUCUGAAUCAUGAAGAUCCCAAGUUUAACUGAACUUGGUUUUUAUUCUGCAAAAGGAGUUUUAUUUAUAAGUGGGGCAUUUUAACUACUACUGUGCAGUAUAUCAUUUAGUUGUCACGAUCACAAAGUAAUCUCAGCAUACAAGUGUUUUUUCAGUUGCGGUCCGGUGAACCAUUAACAUAUUUUCAUCCUUCACAACAAAUAGCGAUUUGUUUGUAUCUAAACCUGCAUAAAUGUUUUUUAUUAGAAUAAAUGAAUAUGGUUUAUGCUGUUGCCAGGCUGUUUUACCACGUUGCACGUUUCAGCUCCAAGUUGAAACAAGACUCGAUACUGCUGAAAAAUGAUCUCCCUCUGAUUGUACUUUUUGUUCAUCAGUCACAUGUGAUAAUUUGGAAAAUGUCUUGAUGUUGAUGGGCAGGUAGUUUUGAUGCUUCUUCCCAAUGAGAUUCAGGGUUCUAUUAAAAACUUUAAAAGAGAA
This is a messenger RNA of Thunnus maccoyii (southern bluefin tuna), 1719 nucleotides long. RefSeq names its product all-trans retinoic acid-induced differentiation factor (gene atraid). Gene Ontology annotation, biological process: positive regulation of osteoblast differentiation. The transcript is spliced from 7 exons. Gene Ontology annotation, cellular component: intracellular membrane-bounded organelle. The record is from RefSeq and is a predicted model, not a curated record. Lineage: Eukaryota; Metazoa; Chordata; Actinopteri; Scombriformes; Scombridae. Bases 1 to 702 code for a protein of 233 amino acids.